Molecule: messenger RNA, 1649 nt
Organism: Amoebophrya sp. A25
Lineage: Eukaryota; Dinophyceae; Syndiniales; Amoebophryaceae
Source: the annotation of a GenBank genome assembly
AAAAGAGGACUCGGGAUCAAGAAUCUGCAGUACGCAACAAAAAAGUGAAGUUCUGAUGGAUCAAGAAUAUUAUGGCCCUUGCCGCGCUCGAUGCGCCGCGGAAGGUGCAACAGCAUUUGUCUGCCUGCCGGACCAGGUCGCGACUCUUUAAUUUCGAGCAGUUCAAGGCGCUCGUGCGUCCAUUGAAAUUCGGCAAACGAGCGGAUUUUCAUGUGUGGGCGAAAAGCUGUAAACGGCCGCUGCGCAUCCCUCUGGCACCAGACAAAUUCUACCGUGGCCGAGGAUGGGUCUCGUGGAUGGAUGCGCUGGGAUACUACUAUCCGUCCAGAAUUCGCCGUGCAGAAAAAGCAGAGUCAGAGCCGCUUCGGAAGGAGCCUCGGAGCGCAAACUAUGAAGAAGCGCUGGCUUGGAUUAUGAGUACCCUCGCGGAGCACGCGUCGGACUACGAGGUCCGAAGACUGCCGCGCAAAAUGCAGGGAAGCCUUUUUGUGCGUAGACGCUGCUGUAAGCCAAAUGAAGGCGUAGAAUCGCUGUGGAAGAUUUUUCUCGUCAAGAGCGCGGCAUCCAAGGCCAUUCGUGCGAGCUACUACAACUUUGCUGCUCGGGAUUUUCCGUCAGACAUCGGAGUCAUCGCUUGCUGCGGUCGCGAAGGGAGAGCGGAAGUACUCUCUGCGGCGAAGUUGGACGUGAAGUUAGGGAGUUCUCCAUCGUCCGCGCAGGCGCGCUUCAAUUUGUACCAUCUAGCCCCAAUGGACACAGAACGCGGUGCAGACUCCCAGUUUUUGUCGCAGUUUCGCGAAGUUUUUGCUCAACUGCCAGAGAAAAGUGAGGCGGAUUGGCUUGGGCAACUAGCUGCGACGGACGCUUAUAGGAGGAUGCACCUUCUCUACCGGGAAUUCGUACGAGACCUGGUGGAGCCAGCAGGUGUGGACUUUGAAGUGAUCGGUGGCUUUCGGCAAGUCUACAAUUUGUUACUGCGGAAGCAGAACUGCUUUGUUACAACGGCACGCAUUCAUGAAAGCACGGGAAAAGCACACGGACGUAUCUCGCGAACCCGAUGGUGCGAUCCGGCAAGAGGACUGCUGCCGUUAGAUGCCUGUGACGGCGCAGAACUGGCCUUCGUGGUUGUGCUUGUAUGGCGGCAGCCUCUGAGCUUGAUUGGCGCGUAUGUAUUUCCACGUUCGUGGCUCCUGCGGAAUAAGAUUGUGCGGUCGGUCUCCUCCCCUGGCCGAAUAUCGAUCACGUUGAAUCCACUUCGCACGGCUGUUCGAUACGCGUCUUGUAAAAGGUUUUACGAAGACCAAUUGCGUUAUUACAUCGAUUUUCAGAGUCGUGCAGAGUGCGAAGUAGGGGAACGCUGUAAGAAGUUCCGGGAAAUUUUGGACCGUGAGGAGAGCGAUGAAACAACCAAGUGAAGAAUCAAGAUAUAAUAGUAACAAGUGCAAAAUGAGCAGAAGAAUCUAGUGAAGAAUCAACAGAGUAUCGCAAAAUAAGCUCUCACUUCAAGCAGAACCAAAUAGAUCUACGAAGGCACGACCUUUUUGGAAGAUUGCGUGAAACAUUCUCGACGCCACGAAGCGCAAGUCUAGUGUGCAUAAUCCUUGAGAGACGAUCACGACAGGUCUCUAAGAUCUCAUAACAUGGUGCGC